Pseudogymnoascus verrucosus is the source of this 2212-nucleotide messenger RNA. RefSeq lists its product as uncharacterized. Bases 206 to 1972 code for a protein of 588 amino acids. Lineage: Eukaryota; Fungi; Ascomycota; Leotiomycetes; Thelebolales; Thelebolaceae. Gene Ontology annotation, molecular function: fluconazole transmembrane transporter activity. Gene Ontology annotation, biological process: xenobiotic detoxification by transmembrane export across the plasma membrane. The transcript is spliced from 2 exons. The record is from RefSeq and is a predicted model, not a curated record.
GUGGAAUGCAGAAACGGUGAGAAAGGUUUGUAUAUAUAUCAGUCUCAUUGCCAUAUCAUGUCUCUCUUCUUUUCAUUCUCAAGCUCGCUCCAAUUCUCAUUCCGUCUCCCUUUGCCUCCCUGCAAACUCUUGAGCUAGUAGCAUUUGCUACAACUCUACCUAAUAAUUUCUUCAUUGCAUUAUACCCAACAUAUACACGACUAUCAUGUCGGACCUUAUACGAGAGGCCCCUUUGGGCCAGUUCCUAAGAUGGGCCACAAAGAACCGUCUCUUCCCCUAUCCCGAAGAGCUUCCCGGCUUCGAGUUACCAGAAUCAUAUAAUGCCGUCCUCAGAUCAGAGAAAGCCCCAAUCGAACGGCCCAUCAGCCGAAAGCAACUCAAAAAGGAGAGCGAUGAGUCGAAUUCCACUCCGGAUUCCGAAUCCUUCAACCAGGACAUCGAACUCCAACGCACCCUUUCCCGCCAAGAUACCCGCCAGUUCACACAAGAACGCCUAGAGACCGAGAUCCAAGACGCCAUCGAGCGCGUUGCAAGCAAGCCCAUCUACCCCGUCAAGACAGCCGACGGCCUAGUCCUCGUCGACUGGUACUCCACCGACGACCCAGCAAACCCACAGAACUGGUCCAUGGGCAAGAAAUCCUGGGUCGGCCUCCUGAUCUGCCUCUACACAUUCGUCGUCUACACAGGCUCCGCCAUCUACACCUCCAGCAUCCCGCAGGUGAUCGAGAAAUUCAACAUCUCCGAAGUCGACGCCUCGCUACCCCUAUCUCUCUACGUCCUCGCCUACGGCAUGGGCCCCCUCGUCUUCUCGCCCCUCAGCGAGAUCCCAAGGAUCGGAAGGUCGCCUGUCUACCUAGUCACCAUGUUCAUCUUCACUAUUAUCUCCAUCCCCACCGCGCUGGUUAACAACUUCGCCGGCCUCCUCGUCCUCCGCUUCCUCCAGGGCUUCUUCGGAUCCCCCUGUCUGGCAACCGGGGCCGCGACGAUGAGCGACAUGGUAUCAAUGCUCUACCUCCCCUACGCUCUCAUCGCCUGGGUCUCAGCAGCCUACUGCGGUCCGGCUCUCGGUCCGCUUCUCAGUGGAUUCGCGGUUGGAGCUGAGUCGUGGCGGUGGAGUUUGUACGAGAUCAUCUGGGCUGCGAGCCCGGUUCUGCUUCUUAUGUUCUCGGUGCUUCCAGAGACUAGCACGCCGAAUAUUCUUCUCCGCAGAGCUGAGCGUCUGAGGAAGCUCACUGGGGAGUCGAGACUCAUGGCACAGAGCGAGAUUGACCAGGCCAAGCUCUCUACACGGGAGGUUGUUGUCGAUGCUCUCAUUAAGCCGAUGGAGAUUACCAUCAAGGACCCCGCUAUCCUCUUCGUCAACGUUUACACGGCCAUUAUCUACGGAAUCUACUACUCCUUCUUCGAAGUCUUUCCCCUCGUCUACCCAGUCUACUACGGCUUCAGCCUCGGCAUCAUCGGCGUCCUCUUCACCUGUAUCCUCAUCGCCUGCCUCAUCGGCGUCGCCAUCUACUCCGCAUACCUGUACUUCUACCACAUCCCCGACAUCAUCAAGAACGGUCUGCGCGCACAGGAGCAUAAUCUCGUCCCUGCCCUGUUUGCCUGCUUUGGUCCUACUAUCGGUUUAUUCAUCUUUGCUUGGACCGCACGACCAGACAUCACCUGGGUCGCCCCCACCAUCGGCAUCGUCCUCUACGGCGCCAGCGUCUUCAUCGUCAUGCAAUGCAUCUUCACCUACGUCCCGAUGUCGUACCCGCAGUACGCGGCUAGUUUGUUCGCGGGCAACGAUUUCUUGAGGAGCGCGUCGGCGUGUGCGUCGAUCUUGUAUGCGCAUCCGCUUUAUAAGAAUUUGGGCGUCGCGAGGGGGACGAGUCUUUUGGGUGGACUGAGUGUUAUUGGGAUUGUGGGGAUUUUCUUGCUUUGGGUUUUUGGGGCGAAGUUGAGGGCGAGAUCUAAGUUUGCGAUGCACUGAGCGUGUAUGAUAGGGGGUUAUGCAUGGAAGGGGGUUGGAAGAAGGGAAGUGAGAGGAAUAAUAUAUAAUAGAGUGGAUGGGCGUGUUUUUGGAGUUUGGGGGGGGGAUAUUAGCAUAGCAUUUAUUUUCUAGGGGGUUGAAAGCAGAUUUAGAGAAUAUUCGAGAGAGAAUAAUAAUAUUCCAUAACAAAACUAUUUUCUAGGGAAUUUAACUGCGGAUUUGAAGAUGCGUAUUUAAGAG